Molecule: messenger RNA, 1670 nt
Organism: Cottoperca gobio
Lineage: Eukaryota; Metazoa; Chordata; Actinopteri; Perciformes; Bovichtidae
Gene: irf4a
Product: interferon regulatory factor 4a
Exons: 9
Coding region: 71-1456 (461 amino acids)
Biological process (GO): immune system process; regulation of transcription by RNA polymerase II
Cellular component (GO): nucleus
Molecular function (GO): DNA-binding transcription factor activity, RNA polymerase II-specific; RNA polymerase II cis-regulatory region sequence-specific DNA binding; protein binding
Source: RefSeq, a predicted model, not a curated record
UAACAUUUAAGAACAGUACCACGAGAACUUCAAAAACAGAUUUCAGCGGGGAGAGCUCGCAUGAUUAACGAUGAACCUGGAUGAGGACAGUGUCCUGUCAGUCAGCUGCGGCAAUGGCAAACUGAGACAGUGGCUGAUUGAUCAGAUCGACAGCGGAAUAUAUCCCGGCCUGGUUUGGGAAAACGAUGACAAAAGCAUCUUUAGGAUUCCGUGGAAACAUGCAGGGAAACAAGACUAUAACAGAGAUGAGGAUGCUGCGCUCUUCAAGGCAUGGGCAUUGUUUAAGGGCAAACAUAAGGAAGGAGUCGACAAGCCAGAUCCUCCCACAUGGAAAACAAGACUACGCUGUGCUCUUAAUAAAAGCAAUGACUUUGAUGAGUUAGUGGAAAGAAGCCAACUGGACAUCUCAGACCCCUAUAAAGUCUACAGAAUCAUUCCAGAGGCAGCCAAAAGAGGAUUGAAGACGAGUAUGGAGGAGACGCCGUCACAUGUAAAUGCACUUGGUUAUCUUCCUCCUUAUACGUCUCUGCACAACCAGGUAUCUGGCUACAUGGUUUCUCAGGAGAGAAGGGACUGGAGGGAUUACUCAUCCCCAGAACAGCAACCUCUUCCUCCUUCACAUCAUCACGGCCCACAUGCAGAGCUGCAGUAUGGCCAGUGCCACUACCCAUCAGCGUUCAGCCGGGCUUGGCCGGGGUCACACGCAGAAAAUGGUUUUCAGCUCUCCUUCCACACCUACUUUCCAGAGUCCCAACCGCCCGUGUAUUCAACCGAUCAAAACAAUGCCAUAACGGAUUUCAGCCUGCAUGUGUCCCUAUACUACAGAGAGUCCCUAGUGAAGGAGGUUACCACCACCAGCCAAGAAGGUUGUCGCAUCACCUCUCCUUCCCCAGCCUCUCCAUCCUCUUCCUCCUCUUCUUCCCCAUGCCCAGAGGACAAGCAUCACAGCGGGGCAGAAAUCAUCCUUUUUCCAUUCCCAUACCCUGAGUCUCAGAGACAGGGUGCUGACAUGCUUCCUAAUGUACUGGAGAAGGGGGUGCUUCUGUGGAUGGCGCAUGAUGGGUUAUACGCUAAGCGCCUCUGCCAAGGACGUGUGUACUGGGAAGGACCGCUGGCUCCAUAUAUGGAUAAACCCAACAAGCUGGAGAAGGAGCAGCCAUGCAAACUGUUCGACACCCAGCAAUUCCUUAUUGAGCUUCAAGACUUUGCCCAUAAUGGCCGACAUAUACCGAGACACCAGGUGGUGUUAUGUUUUGGAGACGAGUACCCUGACCCACAACGCCAAAGGAAGAUGAUCACGGCACAGGUGGAGCCAGUGUUUGCCAGAAAACUGGUGUACUAUUACCAGCAGAACAAUAGCUCCUACCUGCGGGCUUAUGAUCACAUCCAGGAACAGAACACACCUCCAUCAAUCGACUAUCCUUCCCAGAGACCUCUACAGCAUAUUCAGGAGUAACACACACACACACACACACACACACACACACACACACACACACACACGCUUGGAGAAGGGGAAUGCGUGUGAAUGCAAACUGUUGACCGGUUCUCACGCCUUGGGACUGCAGUGCUGUGUACUGUAAAUGAUAGUAGAAGCUGUCAUUGUACUGAGGUGUAGAGAUGGGGAAGACCCUGUUGUCUUCACUUGCACACCUAUGCGUAGUCUUUGU